AUGUCCGGUCCAUUGGGUGGCCACCAGGGCUACACCAAAACGUUCGGGCCAGCUGGUAGGGGCAAGAAACGAUUUGUGACCAAGGGCUUCAAGCUUGGAAGUUACGUCAUCAUCAAGUACAAGCUGGGACAUGAGACGUUCAUUGAGUAUGAGGGGAAGAUCGUCGACAAGAGGGUGGGCAGCGAGGAUAAAGAGUCUUAUGUGGAACUCAAAGAUUGUCUGACCCUCAACUCAGACGGAAAGAUUCUAGCCAUCGACAAACUGAAACGCUUGACUGACUCCUUCAUUGAGGAGUGCCGCUUCGCGGAGAAGCGAGAAACUACGCCACAAGUAGAAGUUGCGCAAGAAGACGGAGCCGCCCAGGCAGACCCUGAAGCGGACGAGGCAGCGACUGGCAUGAUGAUGCCAGGAAUGAUGCCUAUGAUGCCUGGGAUGAUGAUGCCUCCCAUGAUGAUGCCACCCGCCAUGAUGCCUGGUGUUAUGCCAAUGAUGCCUGGAGUUGUGCCGAUGCUUCCAAUGAUGAUGCCGGCCAUGGCAGUGGCAAAUCAAGGCGAUCAAGUGCAGUCUCAAGGCAACUCUGGGAGCAGAAGUAGAAGCCGAAGCAGAGGCUGA
Symbiodinium pilosum is the source of this 612-nucleotide messenger RNA. NCBI's taxonomy places the organism in Eukaryota, Dinophyceae, Suessiales, Symbiodiniaceae. The record is from the annotation of a GenBank genome assembly.